Messenger RNA from Gastrolobium bilobum, 458 nucleotides. RefSeq lists its product as uncharacterized. NCBI's taxonomy places the organism in Eukaryota, Viridiplantae, Streptophyta, Magnoliopsida, Fabales, Fabaceae. Bases 17 to 262 code for a protein of 81 amino acids. The record is from RefSeq and is a predicted model, not a curated record. The transcript has a single exon.
UUUUUUAAACAGUCUUAUGGCAUCGGCAUUCCGUGGGCUAAUGUUGGAGUGCUCGGUCCGAUCAUCGGUGAUGCGCUGGUCGGAGACGGUGGCCUCGUACAUAACGCCGAGGUGGUCGCCGCGCAGGUUGAUAAGGUGGUCGGGACUCAUGAGCAUGUCCAUUGUCGAUGAGUUGGUGUGGGGGGUGGUGACGGCAUUCGAAUCUGUGGCGCUCGUUUCUAUGCUGUGCUUCUUUUUCUUGUUCUGUGGCUGUACCAUCUGAUUUCUACGAGGGACGAUCCAUCGACUCAAUUCAAAUUCCAACUGUGUAAGGCACGUUGAUUCGCGUGAAUCUUGCUGCCAAAUCUUUGUUUUUUUUUUUAUUAUUAUUAUUUUAUUUUAACUUCGCCCUUGGGGGAUUUUGUUUCUUAAAUUUUUGUGCUUUUUGGUAAUGGAAAUUUUGCUUAAUGCUAUUGGAA